AUGCCGCUUGUGGAGUACGUCAAUGAGGAGGGGUACAGAAUUGACGGGAGAAAGGAAGACGAAUGCAGGUUGAUAAAAAUCAGCGUGGGGAACGAAAAUAUAUUUACGGAUGCGGACGGAUUUGCAUUUUACGAAUUAGGGAACACAAAACUGUUGUCGUACAUACAAGGACCAACUGAAUUAAAGAAGUCGGAAGAAAAGUGCUCAAUAAAAUGUGAAACCAAAGAUAGCGUAACAAAUGAAAUAAGUGCGUAUAUAAGAAAUAUCUGUGAAAAUAUUAUCCUCCUGGAUUUAUAUAAAAAUUCAGAAAUAAAUAUUUUCCUUUACAUAAUAGAGCGUGAUGGAGGGGUGAAACAUGCUGCCAUAAACACCUGCAUCCUGGCAUUAAUUGACGCAGGCAUAGCGAUUAAGUACUUUAUAUCUGCCUGCUCAGUUCUGUACUUACAAAAUCGUAUCCUUGUGGAUGGGAACCAGUUAGAAAUUAACUCGGGUGCCCCCGAACUGACUAUGGUCAUUGAACUCAACACUCAUAAAAUUAUUUUGCUAGAAUUUGAUGCGGAAGUCCCUAUUGACAUUUUCGAAGCCAUGGUUCGCACCUGCAUGGACUGCUGUGUCAAUUUGGGCAACGUCAUGAAAUUAACUGUAAAGGAAAACGCCAUCAAGCUGUUGUGCUUAAACAAUAUGUUAAAUGCCUGA
This is a messenger RNA of Plasmodium cynomolgi strain B, 696 nucleotides long. RefSeq names its product exosome complex exonuclease rrp41. The record is from RefSeq and is a predicted model, not a curated record. The transcript is spliced from 2 exons. The coding region runs from base 1 to 696 and encodes 231 amino acids. NCBI's taxonomy places the organism in Eukaryota, Apicomplexa, Aconoidasida, Haemosporida, Plasmodiidae. Gene Ontology annotation, biological process: U4 snRNA 3'-end processing; nuclear mRNA surveillance; rRNA catabolic process. Gene Ontology annotation, cellular component: nuclear exosome (RNase complex); nucleolus; cytoplasmic exosome (RNase complex).